CAUUAUUUCUAUCUGUAUUCUUCUUCUACCAACAUUUAAAAGAACGCUGCUUUUCUUUUUGUUGCUGUAGAUUCUCUUUCCCUGACACAAAGAUAGAUGCAUAAAUUUAACAGGGUUCAGUUGGCAACUGGCCUAGCCGCGCCUCUGUGAGUGGGAGAAAAAAGAGCUCGGAUAUAUAGAUAACAGAUAGGAUAGGACCCUAGAACAAUAUUGUUCUGCGUUAAAAGCUAGCUUAUCUGAAGAAGCUUUUGUCUUGUGGAAGUUGGAACCCUUGGCAUACAACAUAUAUACCUAUAUGUGUGUGUGUGUGUGUGUGUGUGUAUUAGGUCUCGGGGUUAUUUAGAGCGCUAGGAAGUUGCUUGUUCUUGAUCGAGUUUUCUUGUUAUGUUAUGAAAGCCAAUAAUACUGCUGCUUCUGUUUCCUCAGAAUCCAUACAAAACCAGGGUUCGUUUUAAAGGAUUGUUUGUGUAUAGAAGAAUAUCAAUAUCAUGUCAUCUGUGAUAGCACGAACAGGGCGGCAUCGGCAACGCUACGAGAACAAUUUUCGCCUUGUUUCUGGAUGUAUUCCUUACCGGAUAACAGAAGACGAUGAAGAUCACAACGGCGAUAUUGAAAACAGGAUACAAGUUCUUAUGGUUUCAUCACCAGACCGUGAUGACAGAGUGUUCCCAAAAGGCGGAUGGGAGGAUGAUGAGACUGUCUUAGAAGCUGCUUGCCGUGAAGCCUUUGAGGAAGCAGGGGUGAAAGGAACACUAAGAGAAACUCCUCUGGGAGUUUGGGAGUUCAGAAGCAAAAGUAGCCAGAAAAUAGAAAGCCUGGAAGGAGGCUGCAGAGGGUACAUGUUUGCAUUAGAGGUCACUGAAGAGCUUGAGAGCUGGCCAGAGCAGCAAAACCGUGAUAGAAAAUGGCUAAACAUAAAGGAGGCAUUUAGACUGUGCCGGUACGAAUGGAUGUGUAGAGCAUUGGAGGAGUUUGUGAGAGUUAUGGAAGUUUCUGAUGAUGAUGAGGGUGGAAAAAUUGAGAUAGGAGGAGAAGAGAAAGGGGAGGCAUCUGCCAAUGUCAAUGCCAUGCCUAGUGUUCCUGCUGUGACAGAUCAUCAUGUGGUGGCCGAAUGUCAAAUAGUGUCCUCAAACUGUUGCAUAGAGAUAAAGCCUUCUUCUACUAGUCAACAACUGGUCAUAUCAGUUCAUUGUCAUGGCACUCAAGGGGUUUGUAUGCUGAUGGGUUGCAUUUCCCUGAAUUCAUUACAAAGAAGAAAUGAACCCUGCAAUCUGGGCCAGGACGAGUUCUACAACAGAUUUUGUCUAAUGGAGCCCGAGUCUGGAAUUUCGACGCCUUCCCGCAAUCCUCCUCCUCAGCUUUCAUGGGUGAAUCUCUCCAGAAAUCUAAUACUUGCUUAUCAAAGCCUUGGCGUGGUUUAUGGGGACCUGAGUACUUCUCCUCUCUAUGUUUAUACUAGCACAUUCAUAGGGAAGUUGCAGAACCAUAAUAAUGAGGAAGUGAUAUUUGGUGCAUUUUCCUUAAUUUUCUGGACUCUUACACUGAUACCCUUGCUGAAGUAUGUCUUCAUCCUAUUGAGUGCUGACGAUAAUGGUGAAGGUGGGACAUUUGCUCUUUACUCAUUGCUUUGCCGCCAUGCAAAGUUUAGUUUACUUCCCAACCAACAAGCAGCUGAUGAGGAGCUCACAGCUUACAAAUACGGUCCCUCAUCACAGGUUGUAGCCUCUUCCCCAUUAAAAAGAUUUUUAGAGAAGCAUAAAAGGUUACGGACAGCCCUACUAGUGGUGGUAUUAUUAGGAGCUUGCAUGGUCAUAGGAGAUGGCGUGCUCACUCCAGCAAUUUCAGUUUUGUCAUCAGUAUCAGGGUUACAAGUUACAGAGGAGAAAUUAACUGAUGGUGAACUCCUCUUGCUUGCCUGUGUCAUAUUGGUUGGCCUGUUUGCUCUGCAGCAUUGUGGCACCCACAGGGUAGCAUUUUUGUUUGCACCUAUUGUAAUAAUCUGGUUGAUAUCAAUAUUUGCCAUUGGGCUGUACAACACAAUACAUUGGAACCCAGCUAUUGUUCGUGCAUUGUCGCCCCACUAUAUUGUCAAGUUUUUCCGUGAAACUGGUAAAGAUGGUUGGAUUUCUCUUGGUGGGAUUCUCCUCUCAAUAACUGGUACUGAAGCCAUGUUUGCAGAUCUUGGACAUUUCACUGCCUUAUCGAUAAGACUUGCGUUUGCAUUCAUUAUAUAUCCUUGUUUGGUAGUACAAUACAUGGGUCAAGCUGCUUUCCUAUCUAAACAUCCCCACUCCAUUCGUUACAGUUUCUAUGACUCAAUACCUGAGCCUGUAUUUUGGCCCGUCUUUGUUGUUGCUACCCUUGCAACAAUUGUUGGGAGCCAGGCUGUUAUAACCGCUACUUUCUCCAUCAUCAAGCAAUGUCAUGCCCUUGGUUGCUUCCCCCGAGUCAAAGUUGUCCACACCUCAAAACAUAUAUAUGGGCAGAUCUACAUCCCAGAAAUUAAUUGGAUACUUAUGAUCCUCACUCUUGCGAUAACUAUUGGAUUCCAAGACACGACUUUAAUUGGAAAUGCAUAUGGACUUGCUUGCAUGAUGGUUAUGUUUAUCACGACGUUCCUUAUGGCACUUGUAAUAGUCUUUGUUUGGCAGAAAAGUGUGGUUCUGGCUGCAGUUUUUCUGAUUUUCUUCUGGUUCAUUGAGGGAGUCUACUUAUCAGCAGCACUCAUUAAAGUGCCUCAGGGAGGAUGGGUCCCUUUUGUUCUCUCGUUCAUCUUUAUGAUCGUUAUGUAUGUCUGGCAUUAUGGUACGCGGAAGAAGUAUAACUAUGAUCUGCACAACAAAGUUUCAUUAAAAUGGUUACUUGGCCUUGGCCCCAGCCUCGGUAUAGUCCGCGUGCCUGGGAUAGGCCUCAUAUACUCAGAGUUGGCAACAGGAGUUCCUGCAAUAUUCUCUCACUUUGUAACAAAUCUUCCUGCAUUUCACAAGGUGUUGGUUUUUGUUUGUGUAAAAUCAGUUCCAGUUCCAAGUGUUUCACCUGAAGAGCGAUUUCUGAUUGGCCGGAUUUGUCCAAGGCCUUACCGUAUGUAUAGGUGCAUCGUCAGGUAUGGGUACAAGGACAUUCAACGGGAUGAUGGAGACUUUGAGAACCAGCUCAUCCAAAGCAUAGCAGAGUUCAUCCAGAUGGAAGCAGUGGAACCACAGUUCUCAAGCUCCGAGAGCGCAUCAUUUGAUGGAAGGAUGGCUGUGAUAAGCACCAGGACGGGGCAAUCGAGUUCGAGCUUAAUAGCAAAUGAGCAAGAGGUUUUUGGUGUGAGCGACUCCAUCCAAAGCAGCAAAUCUUUGACCCUCCAGAGUAUAGGAUCAGUGUAUGAUGAUGAGAACCCACAAAUCAGGAGGCGCCAAGUAAGGUUUCAGCUUCCCUCAAACCCAGGUAUGGAUCCUGCAGUGAGGGAAGAGCUGAUGGAUUUAAUCCAGGCCAAGGAAGCAGGGGUGGCUUAUAUAAUGGGGCAUUCAUAUGUGAAGGCGAGGAGAUCAUCGUCGUAUCUGAAGAAGCUUGUGAUUGAUAUGGGGUAUUCAUUUCUUAGGAAGAACUGCAGGGGACCUGCUGUGGCACUUAACAUUCCUCACAUCAGUCUUAUCGAAGUUGGGAUGAUAUACUAUGUCUGAGUCCUAAUUGUUUGAGCGUUACUUAGAGAUUCUAGGGGAUAGGGAGCUGUCUCUUAUUAGUCUAAGCUCAUGGGAGAAGUAUGCUAUAAGGCAGAGGCUAGGACUAAAUAAUAUUUGGUCGCAUCGCAGAUUUCAUUUGGAAGCAUCUUUGCCUCUGCCUGCCUGCCUGCGCUUUUGUUCCAACGUAACGUGUAUAGAUGAAUAACGUGGAAAUCUGUCGUCAUUAUUAUUUGGCAACUCACUUGGGCUUUCAACAUGCUGCAUGCAUAACUUCAAUUCGAUGGUGAAAUUUGUCAUCAUUUUUUUCCCUCUA
Prunus dulcis (almond) is the source of this 3981-nucleotide messenger RNA. Its product is annotated as potassium transporter 4. The coding region runs from base 489 to 3668 and encodes 1059 amino acids. The transcript has 15 exons. Gene Ontology annotation, biological process: potassium ion transmembrane transport; cell tip growth. Gene Ontology annotation, cellular component: membrane. NCBI's taxonomy places the organism in Eukaryota, Viridiplantae, Streptophyta, Magnoliopsida, Rosales, Rosaceae. The record is from RefSeq and is a predicted model, not a curated record. Gene Ontology annotation, molecular function: potassium ion transmembrane transporter activity; pyrophosphatase activity.